Molecule: messenger RNA, 4671 nt
Organism: Anastrepha ludens (Mexican fruit fly)
Lineage: Eukaryota; Metazoa; Arthropoda; Insecta; Diptera; Tephritidae
Exons: 1
Coding region: 1-4671 (1556 amino acids)
Source: RefSeq, a predicted model, not a curated record
AUGGCCGCGUCUAUUUAUGCCACCCCACCGCCAGACUUAAGCAGUGAGGACACUGCACUUUCCGAUGUCUCCAAUGCAUCUUCGCUAAAUAACCGAAGCAACAGUAACAGUAACAGCAACAGCAACAGCAACAACAACAGCAAUAACAACACUACCAAUAACAACACAAACUGUAACACCACAACUACAUGUAACGAUAACACAACAAAUACUAACCCAGUGACAACUAAGCACAAACGCACAAUUAUCGAAGUCCUAGCCAGUAGAGGCAGUGCAAGCCAAAGAGAUCAGCAGUCGCCAAAGCGCCGCAAUAGCGCAUCACCAAAUGCGUCUAACGGCGGAAUCACUACAAGUGACGCAAUUACAGUUGAGGAGGCCAUUGAUAGUACAACAGAAGAUGAAAGGGUAGUAGAAGAUGACGCCGACAUGUCAACGACAUUGCCAGCAGAAAGCGCCACAAUGGCAGCCGUAGCUGCGGCAGCUAAUGCAGCAGCUAUGCAGCUGCAAUUGUUAGAGGCGAUCAACGAUGCUGCGAAAAAGCGACGCAAGCAGAAUAAUCCCAGCCGCUUGGGUGCACAGGCAGCCGGAGCAGCUGCGGCAACACUACAGCUAAACAAAAGCACUGAAGGCGCAGUAACCAACGCGACUGCGGAAGCCAUAAUUGCAGAUAAGGAACAAAUUGUGGCGGAUAACAUGCCACCAACAACACUGCCAGUAGAUUAUGAGGAGAAAUUAUCGAAAAUGUGUCUACCAAAAUCUAUGGAACAGUUGAAGGAAACGUUUGAAUUGCUACAGCACAAGCAACAGCAACUUGGAAACAUAUCAUCAGACACAGGAGUGACACAUGCGAAUUCGAACAAUUUGGAGCCUCACGAAUUUAUCACAAAAACAGAGACCGAUUUGGAUACAAAAUCAGUCGCAACUGAUCAAAUAAGCGAAGAGAAGGCUUCGGAGUUACAAAAACUAGCAGAAGAGUUGAGAAAUCCCUAUCAGACAUUUUGUAAAACAUGUGGCGAAAAUUUUGAAACCGAAUUUAAACUUGGCUUGCAUAUGUUGCAAGAGCAUCAAAAUGAGGAGGUCCACACAGAUGAGGCGCAACAAAAGGCAGAGCUCAUACCGUACGACAUGCUAUCGGCCGUGAACGUUAAAAUCGAACGUGUCGAUGAUGAGAGCUCUACAUCACCGCCCGUUACUGCUACGCAGAGCAAUCAGAAUGAGAACGCCGCACCAACAAGUCUCCUAGCGAAUGGCAAAGAGCUUUGGCUGAAUGCCAUGCCAGGCAUGGGAUUCUCAUUUCCGCCAGAAGCUGCUGCGGCCGCAGCGCUCUCGGCUAGCGGCUAUCUUCCGCUACUGGGUAUGUCUAGCUUUCCCCCCGUCGAUGGCUUAAAUCGCCCACCGCUGCGCAUUUUCAAUCCCGAAGCCUAUUGUGAUCUCUGCAAUAAGGAAUUCUGCAACAAAUACUUUUUGAAGACGCACAAGGCCAAUAAGCAUGGCAUCUAUGAUCCUGUCGGUUCAGUGAGUGGUGAGAGCAAUGCCAAUGUAGCUGGUGGAAAUAUGAAUGCCAUGACUCAAAUGUUGCAGUUGCAAAUGCAGCAGCAGCAACACCAACACCAACAACAGCAACAACAACAAAAUAUACAUCAAUUGCAACAGAAACAACAAUUGGCCAUGGAAGAGGCACACAACAAGCAGAUUAGUGGGCAAGCAGGCAACGGUGCUCAACCGCAACAACUCACACCACCCGCACCACCCCCUGUGUAUUGCGAUGUUUGUUCAAAGCGGUUUACUAAUAUCUUCGCAAUGCGCCGUCAUCGCGCCAAAGCGCAUGACCAACCGCGCAACAGUCCCGUCGAACAGCCGACCCCAACACCUCCACUGCAACCGCCGUCACAGUCUCAGCCACAGCCACAUUCAUUUAAACUAGACACAGCUACAGCUGCUCAGGAUGAAUCAAAGCAUGAAGUAUCACAAGAUGCUACUACUAAACAAUUCCGAAUGCCUGAUGGAUUUCGGCAGGAUUUCACACUAGAGCAAGAAGAAGUGGCUUUCACCCCACAACCUCGAAAACUAUCACCGCAAUCGCAGCAACAGGCGCGUGAUGCAAAUUUCGCACACGAUAAGUUACGUCAUCUUGGCGUACUUAAUCCAGAAGCCUUCUGCGAAAUCUGUUGCAAGGAAUAUUGCAACAAGUAUUUCCUGCGUACACACAAAUGGAAACGUCAUGGUAUAUUUGUGCCCCCAGAUGAUUUGAAGAACGAACAACUGCAAUUGGUGCAGAAGACACCAUGGCCCUUCAUGGGUCUGCCGGGCCUGUCUGGUGUGCCAUUAAACCUCAUGAUGGCUAAUGACAAGACACUUAUGGCUCAACGCAUGUUUGCUGCCGCCACAGCAGCUACUUCUACAGCCAAUGCUAGCAUGGAUGACACACCACAACACAUAGCUAAACGCAUUAAGCUUGAGCAAGUUGACGACGAAGUGCGAGCAAAUGAUGAAAAUCAAGAGAAUAAAUGUUUGCUCAGACGUCAGUCUGCUGACCAGCAGCAGGAUCAGCAACAAACAGGUUCACAUAGCGUGCCGUCCACGCCGGAGCCACAGAAAAUAUUAGCGGAGUCCUACAACUCGGGUGCCAAUAUGCCAGCUAGUCCCGAGGCUGCAGUUGGUUUGCAAAAUUUGCAGAAACUUCAAUCCAUGAUACAGCAACUCAAUGACCUAAAUGGCAAACGUACAAUGGGCUGCCAUAUCUGUGGCAGAGAAAUGGAAAAUCAAUAUGCCCUGCAAGCUCACAUAAUGACUGAGCAUGCCGGUCUGUAUGAUGGAAGUACCACUUUGCCGCUCAACUUCCAACAACACCUUUUUCAACAGCACCAACACUUGCAGACGCAACAGCAACAACAACAGGCUCUCAAACUCUCCCCAUCGGACUCUCCCGGUGUCAUGCCACCACUGAACGAGAUGCGCUGCAAUCAGUGCGAUCGAGAAUUUGCCAGUAUACAAGAAUUCAAACAACAUAUCGCUGAAGUCCAUCUACUACCGGGCAGUCCACUACGCGAAGGUUUUGCCACUCCCGAACGUCCAAUAAACACGAAUGCUGCAACCACAGGUUCACGCCCGCCCUACACCAUCACACCGACAAGCAGCUACUGCGAAAUCUGCAAUAAGGAGCUGUGCAAUAAAUAUUUCAUGAAGACCCACAUGCAACGCAUGCACGGCAUCGAAAUCGAGAAUGGCGCACAGAUCGGUGGCGUUGUUUGCAAUAUCUGCAACAAAGAGCUAUGCAGCAAAUAUUUCCUGCGUGUGCACAAACACAACACGCAUGGCAUCGUCGACGAAGGCGCACCACUACCACAACCACGUCAAAAUGGGCUGAGCUUCGAAACUCAACAGCAGCAGCAGCAGCAGCAGCAGCAACAACAGCAACAACCACAGUUGGCAUCCACAGAAAACGACUUAAAUCGCGGACUCAACUUGAGUCCCUUCGGCAGUGGUAACUCCGUUGAAUCAAAAUCGGAUUACGCUAAUUAUACAGAAGUCUGCACAAUAUGUACACGUCGUUUCCGCAGCGCAAAAUGGCUGCGUGCUCAUUUGCUAAGCGAUCAUGGGCCAACGGGCAUUGAGAAACUACGCGAACUGGAACAGCAGUACGACCCGUUAGGUAAGUCUACUAGCCCUACACUCAAAAUACCAAACGGCUCUGCAAGUUCAAGCUCUAGCAGCGGCAGCGGCACUAACGCGAGUAAUGUCAACCCCACAGCCGGACUGUUAUCAAAUCCAACAAAUCUUGCUCAAGCUUUGCAAAAUCUAAAUGCACAGCACCUCCUUGGUAACAUGCCCAAAACUAUGUUGCCUGGCAUGUUCGGUGCGGUAGCCGAGCAAGCACUCCAAUCUCCACGACUGCAAGAGUACCAGUGCUCUAUGUGUCCUUUCACCACGCCAUACUAUGCUUUUCUAUUUAUACACGAGCGUUCACAUUCACUGCUCAGCGGCGGUACUGGUGAUCUGAGCACAGUUGCACAGGACCAACUAACGGGCGGUAGUAGUAAUAAAGAUGAAGCAAUCGGACACGAUGAGAGCAAGCCGAAGUUAGAUAGCACUAAUGUAGCAUUAGCAACCGACAAGUCUCACACGCUUCCACUGAUGCAAACUAACAAAGCGGCAACUGAGAGCGGUCGGGUCGAACCGACUAAUUUGUCAACACGCAACGCUACAGCUAUUGGCACAAGCAAAUCGAAGUCGACCAAAGAAAAUCAGGCACAACGCAAUGCUAAGCAAUCUGAGACAAAGGAUAACAACAAAGAAAUUACAGCUACCAAAGCUACAGCGCAUGCCAAAGUGGAUAAAACACGCACAAUCGCAACGUCACCUAUUGUCACAGCUACAAAUGUGCUCUCUCAAGAAACGCUCAAUGAGUUGGCGGAGAAAUGCGGCAAAAUAGCUUCGUAUGCGGUGCCAAAAGAUGUCUCCGGAGCAGCUACCGGAGCAGUAGACGGGGAACCACAAAUGCAAGCUUUUGUGUUGGAAAUGCAGCAGCAGCAGAUGGAUGCAGUGGCGAAUGACGUUGGCGAGGACAUGGAGGAGCAAUGUAACAGGUUUGUGCCCGCUAUAGUUUAUUUGCCCGUUACAAAACGCAUCUCAGGGCCUGUAACUGUGUCCUUUAACUUGACACCAGCCUAA